GGAUGGCUAUUUUAAAGUACGCCAUUAACAUGGCGCCAAAAGAUUUUUUUUUUUAAGUGUGAGAUUAUUUUUGCUCUAAGGUUGCACAUAGGGGAUAGCAGCGCGAUUUGGCCGGGGAGCGGUGCAAAGGGGGGGGGAGAAAUGUGCGCGGCGAAGCCUCACGCAAACUAUCUCACGGCGACUAGCUAAACCCCGAGUGCGCUGAAAUUUAAAACACCCUUUCUGCAUAAAAAUUUAGGGGGAUCCCAGGGAGGGGACGAGAGAGGGUGUUAAAUUAUAAUGAUAAUAAAAAAUCCCCGUGUUAAAGUGGGACCGUCGGAUACCACGCUGGAUCUGGACCGCAGCCGAAAAUGCGACACGACUGAGCAGAUGUAACUAUUGGGCUAGCGGCGGCUAAGCGCUAGCUGGGCCAGCCUGCAGUUUUAAUCCGGCUCUCGGAUGACAUCACUUCAAAGUCUUGAAAAGACAGCUUAAAUACAAAUAAGAUCGCCGUACGCAUCCGGCGCUAUUUUGUUGCAUAAUGUUGCGCCGCGGACUGGCUUUUAACCUGGAGUAGCGUUGCUGCUUAGCUUGCUGGAUACUUUUUUUUUUAUAAACAAACAAGCAAAAAAAAAAUCCGGACUCUUUAGGGAGCAUAUAUAGCUGUCACUUUUCUGCCAGCCUUUAACGCAGUCCGCCGAUGCUACAGCUAACCAGCCGCCUACUAGAAUAAUCGCGGCGCUUGUCAGCGGCUUACCAGUUAUCUAAUUUCACAGCAUCGUCCAUCCGUCUGAACUGAGGACGCUUUUUUUCUUUCAUCCAAAAAGCAGCCUGCAACCGAGGCGAAAAAGAUGGAGAGUGAAAAGAAGAGGAGGAAAUACUCCACCAGCAGCAACGAGUCUGAAGCCAAUGACGGUCAUGUGACCUCUUGGUCGAAGUGCCCCAAGAACAUGGGGAGUAGCAGUGGCUGGUGCCGACCGGAGCAGAAGAAGCCAUCGGAGGUUUUCCGGACCGACUUCAUCACCGCCAUGAAGCUGCCCGAUUCGGCCCAGCUGAGCCCGGACGAGUUCUACGUGCUGUCGGACCCCUGGAGACAGGAGUGGGAGAAAGGGGUGCAGGUCCCAGCCAAUCUGGAGGCCGUCCCCUGCGCUGCGGUCAGGCUGGUGCCAGAGCUCAAUCAGGGCAUAGUGACCACCGAGGGGGAGCAGGGGGCCGCUGCGACCCCGGCCAAGCCCCUGAGUCUGUACGACCUGGACGACCUGGAUGUGUUCUGGCUGGAAAUGGUCAACUCCGAGUUCAGGGAAAUGGCCCUGCCGGAGCUGGAUGAGCCGACGAUGGAGCGCGUGAUAGUGGAGCUGGAGCGGAGGUGCGAGGAGAACAUGCGGCUAGCCAUCGCGGCGGAGGAGGGCCUGGGCAUCGAGUACGACGAGGACGUGGUGUGUGACGUGUGCCGCUCGCCCGAGGGCGAGGACGGCAACGAGAUGGUCUUCUGUGACAAGUGCAACGUCUGCGUGCACCAGGCCUGUUACGGCAUCCUGAAGGUUCCCCGGGGGAGCUGGCUGUGCCGAACCUGCGCCCUGGGGGUCCAGCCCAAAUGCCUGUUGUGCCCCAAGAGGGGGGGGGCACUGAAGCCCACCCGCAGCGGUACCAAGUGGGUGCACGUCAGCUGUGCCUUAUGGAUCCCAGAGGUCAGCAUCGGCUGCCCCGAAAAGAUGGAGCCCAUCACCAAGGUGUCCCACAUCCCCCAGAGCCGCUGGGCGCUGUCCUGCAGCCUGUGCCGAGAGCACACCGGCACCUGCAUACAGUGCUCCAUGCCCACCUGCGUUGUGGCCUUCCACGUGACAUGCGCCUUCGACUGCGGCCUGGAGAUGCGCACCAUCCUGGCGGAGAACGACGAGGUGCGCUUCAAGUCAUACUGUGCCGAGCACAGCGCCAUCCAGGGUGGCCGGCCGGACCGGGCCGAACAGGCAGAGCCCGAGAUAGCGGGCCAGCGCAAGCGCAAGUUGCAGGAGCUAGAGGACGAGUUCUACCGACUGGUGGAGCCGGCCGACGUGGCUGAAGGCCUGCGGCUGUCGCACACCCAUGUCGACUUCCUCUACCAGUACUGGAAGCUGCGGCGCCGGUCCGGGUUCAACCGGCCACUGCUGGCCCUCAAGCAGGACGAGGUGGACGACCUGGCCCAGCAGGAGCAGGACGUGCUCUACCGGCGCCUCAAGCUCUUCACGCACCUGCGGCAAGAUCUGGAGAGGGUCCGCAACCUGUGCUACAUGGUGACUCGCCGGGAGAAGAUGAAGCUCUCACUGUGUGACCUGCAGGAGAAGAUCCUGCAGCUCCAGCUGCGGCUCCUGGAGGAGGCCCCGGCAGCGGGAGAGAGAGGGAGACAGAAUGGAGUGAAGGACCGAGGGAAGGACCGCAGGAGAGGCAGCCCAGAGAAGAAGGAGAGGUGGAAGGCGGAGAGUGGCUCCUUACUCAAACACCUGGGUCUGGCGGACGGCUUUCCCCUGGAUGAGGCUCUCUCCGGGGGCUGGCUGACACGCUCGGUGGAGAUCACAGCCGAUGACGUGCUGAGCCGCUGGGCGCUGGCGGGGGGGCCGCGGGACGGCCCAGCAGGGCUGCUGUCUGACCAGCUGCUGCAGGGCGAGGAGAGCCUACUCAGCCUCAUGAUGGACCCCUCCCUCAAGUCCGCCUGGAAGACACCCCGGCUGGGCCGAGGCACUAAGGGGAAGCCCCGAUCCAGGGCUCACAGGCCGCGGGCCCCUGACGGCGAUGGGGUCCGGCCUGAUGGGAGGGGGGCUAACGGAUUCGGCCGCCCCCGAGCCUCGAAGGGCCUGCAUCGGCGACACCGUCAGCUGUAUGCGCGACCGAAGGGUGGCCGCCCCCCGCGCACCGGCCCCCAGCCCCCCGUCUCCAAGAUGAGCUCCUGUCACAUCUCAGAGGACUGCGGCACGUGGGACGGCAGCCAUCUUAGGGAAGCCUGCACGGCCGCCGCGGGCCCCGGGAAGCCCAGGGCCACGGACAGGCCCCGCCCCACUCUGCGGCUCCGCCUCCCCCGGCCCGGCAAGCCGCCAUCCAGGGGCGGACCACAGGACCAGCCCUGGAGCCAGCGGGAGCUCGCUGGCAGGGACGGCUCGCUCUCGGACGGGCGGCCAGACGAGUCGAUGUCAGACGCAGAGCCCAGCGACUCCGAGUCCCCCGCUGGGGCGGGCAAGCUCCGCCUUGCCCAGCUGCAUGCUGGGAGCGAGGACGUGCUGAGGAGGAGCGUGCUGGCCACCUAAGUCCGACCAUUGGGAGUGCGAGAGCACGGAGGUGGCGGUCCCGACCCAGGUGCCGGUGACUGUUCAUGAUGUGUGUGCCCCUACCCCUCCACCAGAACCAGGCCAAGGCAGCGCCGAUACGGACGUGUCCGUGCCCAUUACGUUCUGUGACCAUAUGGUUGUUCUUUUUUUUUUUUUUUAAUUUGUGGUUGAUGUUGCUGAUAGUAACUGAAACUGCAGCUAUGUUUAGGGCAUUAUGGGUGGUGAGUUCGGUGGCGUUCCCUUGGCAUUUAACUACAGGAUGUGUCCGUCUCAUGUCUGAGGGGGAGACAUCACUUACCUGAUGUUUACUGUGGAGGAAAUAAUGCGGAUAUACAAUGUAAAACAGUUUAUAAAAAGCACAACCAGCGAACAGGCACACACACUCAAAAACACGCAAAGCAGUUACCUUCUGAGAGAUGAAAUUUGCCAUCUUUCCCUUCCUAGUCACACAUCUGGCCCCGUUUGGUGCCCGAGAGCAUCUAAAACAUCGAAGACAUGCUGAAAAGACAUCGAGGACUUUACCUAAAUAUGUGCCUUUUCGUCAUUUUCCCCCCCCAUAAAACGAGAUGGGAUUCGAUUAUCGGGCGAUUAAACGUCGUGUCGUUCGGACUGGUUAACGGAAAGCCUGAUUGGCCGGUGAGAAAAUUGGAAGCCAGACUCCAACGUUGUCGGACAGAGUCGUGCUCAUUAUUCCCAUUUUAGUGCCUAAGUUCCGUAGAUCUGAUUUCCCGGCUGCCUGGGAAAGGCCGGGAUCCCAACACAGCAUCAUCACGGGAGUCUGUGACAGCCAGACAGGCUUCCUGGAGUGUCAUGUGGCAGUCGUCACUGGAGCCCUGGCAUUUACGCGGGGGGGUGUCCGUAAACGGGCGACGAUUAUCUCAGGGUCUAAGAUUAAAAGAACUGAAAAAAAAAAAUCAUUUAAAGAAGACGAUAUAUAUUUAUGUAUCUAUAUAUAAACCGAAAGAGGGAUGCGUAUUGGCCUAAAUCUGUAUAUAAUCACGGAGAGUGUGCGAUUUCUGUAUAUGUAUGUAGAUAUAUAGAUAUGUGUUUAUACUUUGUGACUUUUUGGCAAGACGAACCUCCGAUUACUACUGAGCGUUUUUUUGACUCUCGGAGCCGCGAGCGGCUGCUUUGACUCGACGGCUGACCGGACUCUGCCAAAGAAGAGAGCGCAGGUGGCAUUUACCGUAACAUCUUACCGUUACUGUCGUCGCUGCUGUUGUCGUUUAUUGCUGUUUUUUUUUGUGUACGAUGCAUAAAAGGACAUGGGGAUGUGGCGGGGGGGGGGUCCUUACUCUGGACCAGUGCACGUGCUGCUGGGGGGGUUGGUCACGCCUAGAUAACGGGAAUGGGCGUCCCUGAUUUGGUGUGGAGGAUCCUUUUCGGGUUUCUGCUCAUGGAUGUGCCCCCCCCCAUUAUGGCAUAGGCCAAACCAUGUCCCCAAGUGCCCCCCCCCCCUUCAAUUCACCACAUCCCUCAAAACAAAGGGGGCACCAAAGCGCUGAAUGGGGACUCGGGACCUUUCCGACGCCUCCUUUGCCAGUGCUCAUGUCAGAGGUCAGAGGUCAGAGGUCGGAGGCCUUGGUUCCUGGCCUGUCGGCAGCCUUGCGGCUGAUGGCCAACGGGGCCCUGCUGACAGCAGCCAUCUGAGCUUCUUUAGCCUUUAGCACGCGGAGCCGGCUGCGCAGUGACACACUCGACUACGCUCACGAGCAAGAGCAUCCUGUUUGUAGCUCGAAUGUUGCUCAGACAAAAGUGUGUCUUCUGUUCUCCGUUGGCUGGUCUUUCGUGCAGAGGUUCGCUCGAGCCUUUCGUCCGCCACCAACACUCGUUCGUUUCGUUUGCUGUAUGACACAGCGCUAGUAGCCGUUUCCCCCGUUUCCCCAGUUUGCACGGUUUCAUACACUUCUCUGUAUCUUACCGCCAGCGUUGCGCUCUUCCUGCUUCCUGUCUGCAUUCAAGUGUGAUAUCUCAUGGGAAGAGGCUCCACCUCCAAAAACCUGCAUGGGAGGAGUGAGGAAGGACAGUGAGGAGGAGGAGGAGGAGGCGUGCGGUCACUGGAAAGGGCCUUUGCAGAGGAUCUGAGGGUAACAGUGUUGGGAGUCACUGCCCAGCUGCACACUGCAAAUCGUGUCUCCCUGCUGGUGGUCGCGCCCUUCUAUGUGGCAACCGGUUUGAGACUGAGAUGAGAGCAGAGCCGGGAUGAAAAUCCGUCCGCGUCUCGGCCUGCUCAAGGAGCCCAGCUGAAGACAAUCAAGGGUCUCGCCUGAGAGACGUUAAACUUCGGUGAGGCAGCAGGUGGCGCUGCAGACCCAUAAUCGCAAGGCCGCAAGUUGAGUUUUCUUCUGCAGUGAGACGUUCAGCUACGCCGAAGGCCAAGAAGCAGUGUGUCGCUAAGCAAACGGGUGUGCGCAAGCGGCGAUGACCAAACGCCGGCUGGACAUGCCCCCCUCCUUCACAGAAGAAGGUGUUUUGUAUUUGGGGGAGGCCUGGAGUAAUUAAAAUUCAUGCCCAGGUGACCUGGGAUAUAGGAAUUCCGCGAUGUAGGGGAAAGGUCGGAAUCCCCCCUCACCGAGGACCAGACUCCAGUCACGGGACCAGCACAUGGAGGGACUUUCCUUAUUUUCUGUUUCCGGUUCCUUCCCUAUCUUGCCGUGGAGGUCCGUCCCUGGAAUUUUGCGAGUGCAUGUGGACGGUGCGGCGUGCGGAGGUGAGGCUGCUUCUCAUGAUGAUUUGUUACCCCGCCACCCCAUAAAGAAGACACUUCGAGCAAAGUCUAGACCCUGCUGGCUGCACUGUUCCUGUUUGCUGGCACUGACAUCGCUGACAUCACCGCUGACAUCAUUGCUGACAUCACCGCUGACAUCAUCGCUGACCUGUACAAUUCCUGAAACAUUUCUCCAUACUAUAAUAUGAAUGUGGCAGGAGUUUAUCCUUCUGUGUUCUUUGUUUCAAAGAAUGUCGUGCCAUUUGUUAAUAGCAAAGAGGAAUAUUAAAGAUAUAUUAAAUGAGAGCUAUUUUAAAUUAUUUUUUGGCCUUUUCAGUACGUAUUUAUUUUCUUGUAUUAGAAUCUUUGUAGGAGAAGAAAAAAAAAGGAACGACUGUAUUUUUCAUUAGUGCAAAAACCUAUUUUUUCCUUUUUUGUACAUUUUUUCAUGUCCAGCUAUCGACAGCAAUAUGAUGUUUUCCGUGACUGUAACUGCAUGCUGUUUGUGUUGCCUUAACUACGGCUGCAUUCCCCCCCUCUGGGACCCCUUGUCCCGACACCCUCCGGCGUGGUCGACUGCUGCAGUCAAUAAAAGCUUUCCGUGUA
Messenger RNA from Paramormyrops kingsleyae, 6588 nucleotides. NCBI's taxonomy places the organism in Eukaryota, Metazoa, Chordata, Actinopteri, Osteoglossiformes, Mormyridae. The record is from RefSeq and is a predicted model, not a curated record.